Molecule: messenger RNA, 1892 nt
Organism: Theobroma cacao (cacao)
Lineage: Eukaryota; Viridiplantae; Streptophyta; Magnoliopsida; Malvales; Malvaceae
Molecular function (GO): protein binding
Source: RefSeq, a predicted model, not a curated record
UCGGCUAGGGAUUUCUGUUCAUCAAUUCAGGAAUUGAGGGUUUGAAACAAUGUCAGAUUUUCCAUGCUUUCAGAUUGCACAGCCUCUAAGUCUAGAGCAUUUGAAUGAGCCUUUAGAGGUUAUUGAUUAUGAUUCAGUUUUUGACGAUGAUUUUUAUUCUCAGCUCGCUCAGAUUGAGCCGGUUCCUGAGAAACCCAUCCAAUGCAAUCCGGCAUCCAUGGGGCCUUUACUAGUCGAGAAAUUACCGAGCGAUGCGUGGGACAAGUGGUGCAAGGACGGUGUUGUGUGCUUCGCUAUGGGAGGAAACGACAUACUGAAGGUCUACUUCGCGGAUCCAAGGGGUGCCUCGGUCUACCACGUUACUGAUUUCGAUUUCGUGAAAUUCCACGUCCCGCGAUUUGAUAACAAGGUCGGUUGCACCCUGUCGGGGUCCAAGCUCUACAUGAUCGGCGGCCGCCCCCGUUAUCGUGAUGGUUUCACCGACGUCUACUUUUGCGAUGUGGCAACUCAGCCGCAGCUGCCCGAUGGAGGUUAUGAAUGGAAGCCUGGUCCUGCUCUGAAUAGUUACAAGCCUCAGCCUUUCGUUUUCUCUCUUGCGGGUAACAUCUACGUGCUUUCCACAGGCGUUGAAGGCCGUAAAUCUUCUUCCCCUUUCGAGGUCCUGAAAUCUAAUAGCAGCAGCUGGGAAGUGCUCCCUCCUCCUCCGUCUGCUUUAUGGAGUCAAAAAUACUGCAUAGUCAGGUCCUCUAUCAUUGAUGGUAAGAAGAUCGUUGUGCGUGGCAUGGAUUAUAUCUUUUAUAUUUAUGAUGCCGCGGACAAUCAAUGGACCACAAUGCAAUAUACCCAUGGUCAUCUCCUUAAUUGGACCGGUGACUACUGCCUCCAUGUACAGGACAAUGGUUUCUUGGUAACCGGACCAGGCCAUCCUUUUGUUAUUAAUUUUGGGUCUCAAUCUUUUGAAACCUUUCCAGUAGAUGCUCCAAAUUCUGAAGAGUAUUCUAAGGCACAUGAUUUAGAUAAAGAUUUUCAAACCUGUCAAUGGAAUUUAUUCCAUUUAAAGGACAAAAAGUUCUUUUUCGUUGUCUUAUGCGCUGAUUAUAUAAAUUAUAAAUCUUAUGCCCGGCUUGGCACUUUUGAUAUGGUUGAUGACUUUGGAUCUGACGUGUCCAAGCAUUCAAAGAUGGCUGGAUACGGCAAUGAAUCUGAUGCCAAGCGUUUCAAGAUGGCUGGAUACAGUGUUACUAAUUUGAAAUUCAAGUGUAUUGAUUUAGCAGAUGGUGUACGUUUACUGCCUUAUAUAGUCUCCUGUAAAAUAGGGGCGUUUUCUUUAUGCUGAAUUGUUGUCACUGACUGGAACAGCGAGAUUGAGCUUGCUAGUAAAGUUGAAUGAGUUGCAACUUUGUUCCUGCUUCUUAGCUGGAGGCUACACUUGCGAAGUGGGCAGAUCUUUUGGAGUUGUGUUCCUGGAACGUGACUGGGUUUAUCUGCAGUAUCUAGUAAGAGGUACGACAUGUCUUGUAACCAAAAAGAAGAUGUAGGACAUAGCAACUGUCUUCCGUUUCUGUGUACAUGCCCUCUAAUUGUGUUUUAAGUGCUGUGCUGUGUUAUGUUUCUGAUGGGGAUGUGGUUUAUGAACUGCUUUUUCAGUUCUUUGGGUUUGGAUCUCUGGUUACUUUGUUCAUGAUGUCCUGGUGCUUGCUUUUUGGGCUCUCAGCUGGAGCCUGGUAAUGUAUGUAGGUUGUUUAUUUUGGUUCAAGUGCUAUUGAUAAACGAUGUAGGCAAAGCACAAUCUGACUUUGUAACUAAAAAAAAUGUUGGAUUUGGUUGAAACCUGAUUCAAGUUCUGUUAGCAAUUGCUUUUAAUAGAAUUUGGUAUUGAAUGUUUGAACUUA